AUGUAUACAUCCUACCAUGUGGCUAUUGCUCAGGGUGAACUUUUCUUCAUGCGUACAUCCUACCAUGUGGCCAUUCCUCAAGAUAAGCUUAACUUUACUGUGGUGACGGCCCUGUUUGACAUUGGCCGCGGUCAAUGGCGGAGACAGACCCGGCCAUUCUCGCAAUAUCUCGACUUUUCUCUUCAGUUGCUCAGUUUGGAUGUGAACAUGGUUGUGUUCGUCGACCCGAAAGCUUUGGAUUUCGUUCGGAAACAUCGCGUGGCCUGUCAAGACAGGACAGUGAUAAUCCCAACAAAACUUGGGCAGUUGGAAUAUUACAAAUAUCGUUCUCGGAUGAAGAUGAUUAUGUCGUCUGACGAGUUUCAAAAAGACAAUCAGCUAUUGAAUAAUGCUGAGGGGUUUUCUCCAGACUACGAUAUCGUCAUGAAUUCAAAGUUUUAUCUCUUGAACAAUGUCACGUACUCGAAUCCGUUUAACUCUUCUCACUUUAUGUGGGUCGACUCCGGUUACGGCCAUGGACAAGAUAUUGGCUUUCCCGAAAAUGGCGUUUGGAUUCCAAAGAGGUUCCUGGCGACCAAAAACACAGUGACCGUUAUACAGAUGAACAAUCCCAAAGAUUUUCAAAAUGUUCCUCAGCUUUAUAAACUCGACACGGAGCCGGCGUUUGUCGGGGGAUGUUUUGGUGGGGAUAAAAAUGCCGUAAGGCGGUUACAUGUCAUUCAUAACUACUUGUUCAAAAAGGCCAUGAAUAAUGGCUGGGUGGACGAUGACCAGACGUUUUUAUUACUCAGUUACUAUAACAGUCCGGAGCUCUUCAAUCCCGUCAAAGGAGGUUACUGGUCUGUUUUUGAUGUACUGGCAUAACCAUAAUAACCGUGACGUUGUCGCUACAGACCACAUUAUGAAUAGCUCUCUAUCAUCGCUGAGAGGUCGAAUAAAGGUGACUCGAUUCGUUUCUGUUAGGCAUUUGGCAUCGUGCUGUAGUUUCUAAUUGUCCGAAAGCAAAAAAUUAAUUAUGGCUGGAUUUCACUGGUGUUUCAUCCUUGGAAGAAACCAUAGGAAACCAAAUUAAACCACUGCCCUUCGCAAAGUACGUGACAAAUGACCGGACCUAAACCCGCAUCAGAAGUGCAAGGACGGCUGGAUCAGAGUCUACCACCGCUGAUGUGGUUCCGAUCUGGUGCGGUACGACACCAAGGUUUUAAACGGAUGAAACACGGAUUUCUGAUAAAUUAGGCCUACCUAUAAUAUAGAAUGACCAACAAAGUAUUUGAAAAUCAACAAAACUGUAGA
This is a messenger RNA of Liolophura sinensis, 1293 nucleotides long. Its product is annotated as protein HtrL-like. The coding region runs from base 1 to 864 and encodes 287 amino acids. The record is from RefSeq and is a predicted model, not a curated record. The transcript has 2 exons. NCBI's taxonomy places the organism in Eukaryota, Metazoa, Mollusca, Polyplacophora, Chitonida, Chitonidae.